UGAAUCUUCCCUAGGAGGCGCUGACUGCAGGUUUUAAAUAACUGAGAAAUCGUCAUUAUGAAAGGUGUAUUCCUGUUGGCUGUCUGCGUUGUUGUUGCAAGUGCUGCAAAUCACAUGCGUGUCAGACGCCAGUCUGCCUUCAAUCUACCUGCGGGUGUAGAUCUCCUGGUGGGCGAGUUGGACACUUCUUUUUCGUGCCAAGACAGAAUCUAUGGUUAUUACGCUGAUAUUUCCAAUAAGUGUAAGGUAUUUCACGUGUGCUUACCACCCAAGAGGCACUUCAGUUUCCUAUGUGGAAACCUGACCGUCUUCAACCAGGCUACCAUGACCUGUUCUGAUCCAGACGCUGCUAUCUCUUGCGACAAGUCCGAGGAGUACUACAAGCUCAACAAGAACUUCGGAGUCAUUGAUCCCAAUGAUCUGAUCCCUGUGUAGAGUCGGAGGAAUCCUAAAUAUUAUGUUACGAUUGAAAAGACUUUCAGCACUCAUAUACCACAAACAAACAAACAAAAAAAAGAGUAAUUUUUUUUCUUUUUACUCAGAGCAUGAUGUUUGUACACCCUGUGUAAUCAAUUCCACUUAAACAGUAUGUUAUAUGUGAUUUUUUGUUUUUUUGUUUUUUUGUAAAUGACGAAA
Messenger RNA from Limulus polyphemus (Atlantic horseshoe crab), 636 nucleotides. RefSeq lists its product as uncharacterized. Gene Ontology annotation, cellular component: extracellular region. The record is from RefSeq and is a predicted model, not a curated record. Bases 58 to 435 code for a protein of 125 amino acids. NCBI's taxonomy places the organism in Eukaryota, Metazoa, Arthropoda, Merostomata, Xiphosura, Limulidae. Gene Ontology annotation, molecular function: chitin binding. The transcript is spliced from 4 exons.